Molecule: messenger RNA, 965 nt
Organism: Plutella xylostella (diamondback moth)
Lineage: Eukaryota; Metazoa; Arthropoda; Insecta; Lepidoptera; Plutellidae
Gene: RpL8
Product: ribosomal protein L8
Biological process (GO): cytoplasmic translation
Cellular component (GO): ribosome; cytosolic large ribosomal subunit
Molecular function (GO): structural constituent of ribosome; RNA binding
Source: RefSeq, a predicted model, not a curated record
AAGUCCGUUUUCUGAGAUCCGACCUGCCGACAGUGGCAUUUUGGACAUUGAAUAGGAUAGUAAGGAUAGACUAAUCUGUGUUCAUGAGGUACAUCUCUAUAAAAAAAACAUUGUAAAAAAAGUUCUUUCGAAACUGUCAUCCUGUGAUAUUAAUCAUGGGUCGUGUGAUCCGUGCGCAACGUAAGGGAGCCGGUUCGGUUUUCGUUUCACACACUAAAAAGAGGAAAGGAGCCCCUAAACUCCGUUCCUUGGAUUACGCUGAGCGUCAUGGAUACAUCAAGGGUGUAGUUAAGGACAUCAUCCACGACCCCGGUCGCGGCGCUCCCCUGGCCGUCGUCCACUUCAGAGACCCCUACAAGUUCAAGACACGCAAGGAGUUGUUCAUUGCCCCCGAAGGUCUCUACACAGGACAGUUCGUCUACUGUGGAAAGAAAGCCACCCUUGAAGUCGGAAAUGUCAUGCCCGUGGGUGCUAUGCCUGAGGGUACCAUUGUCUGCAACCUGGAAGAAAAGAUGGGAGACCGAGGCCGCCUAGCCCGUGCUUCCGGCAACUUCGCCACAGUUAUUGGACACAACCCCGAUGCCAAGCGCACCCGUGUCAAGCUGCCGUCUGGCGCCAAGAAAGUCCUGCCCUCCAGCAACAGAGGCAUGGUUGGUAUCGUCGCCGGUGGUGGUCGUAUUGACAAGCCCAUCCUGAAGGCCGGUCGUGCCUACCACAAAUACAAGGUCAAGCGUAACUGCUGGCCAUACGUGCGAGGAGUUGCCAUGAACCCUGUGGAGCAUCCUCACGGAGGUGGUAACCACCAGCACAUCGGUAAGGCCUCCACCGUGAAGCGAGGAACCUCGGCCGGUCGCAAGGUCGGUCUGAUCGCCGCGCGCAGGACCGGACGAAUCCGCGGAGGAAAGACAGACACGAAGAAGGAGGCGUAAAUGUAAUGUUUUGCCUAAUAAACUACAGAAAACCAA